Oryzias latipes (Japanese medaka) is the source of this 1953-nucleotide messenger RNA. It is a transcript of the gene asb3, whose product is annotated as ankyrin repeat and SOCS box containing 3. The record is from RefSeq and is a predicted model, not a curated record. Lineage: Eukaryota; Metazoa; Chordata; Actinopteri; Beloniformes; Adrianichthyidae. Gene Ontology annotation, molecular function: protein binding. Gene Ontology annotation, biological process: intracellular signal transduction.
ACCGGUUGUUUAUCAGUGUCUUUUUUUCUGGCAUGGACUUUACUGCGUGUUACGCGGACACUGUGUCCAGCGUUGCCGCCGCCGCGCGCGCGGGUCGCGCGGGGCGGCUAAGAGCCCUGCUUGGUGGGGGCUGUCCCAUCGACUCCCGGGAUAACCGCGGCUGGACCGCUCUGCACGAGGCGGCCGCAGCCGGCAGCAGCGCGUGCGUGCGAGAAAUCCUGGCUGCCCUGCACGCUCGCUCCUGCAAAGGAGUUCCGGCUUUGGUGAACGCUCAAACCCAUGAGGGGGAGUCUGCUUGUUACCUGGCAGCGCAGCGGGGGCAUGUGGGAGUGGUCCGCCUCCUCCUGAAAGCCCACGCCGACGUCGACCAGAUGACCAAUGACUUGUCCUGUCCUCUGUAUGCAGCUGUAGACGGGGGGCACGCGGACGUGGUCGACCUGCUGGUGUCCAAGGGCGCAGAGGUGAACGGGACACACACGGCGUCCUGCUGGACCUGCCUUCAUCAGGCGGUGUAUAAGGGUCACGGCCAGAUUGUGUCCAUCCUGGUGAAGGUCUGUAACCUGGAGGUCCUGGACGACCAUGGUAUCUCCCCUCUGUUUGUGGCGGCGCAGUACGGACAGAGGGAAAGCCUGGAGGCUCUCAUUCAUGCUGGUGCCGAUGUAAACAGCCCAGCCGCUGAUCUAGCCACGCCCCUCCUUAUUGCCUCACAGGAAGGUCACAUGGCGUGCGUGGACCUUCUGUUGGACCACGGGGCAGAUCCCAACCGGGCCUGCAGUAACGAAUGGCCUCAGCUUCCCAUCCAUGCAGCGGCUGAAUUCGGACAUACGGGAAUCCUCAGGAGGCUGCUGGAUGUCACAGACUCUGCGUGUGGCCGAACCGACGGCAUGGUGAGUCCGCUGUACGUGGCGGUGAACAGAGGUCAGCCUCAAAGCGUGGCGAUGCUCCUGGAUGCAGGCUACAGUCCAGACGCUCAGGACUGCACAUGCUCCCUUGGCCUGCGCUCACCACUCACAUUGGCCUUAUCACGCGCCUCCAGUGAAUCACACAGGGAGUGUGUGGGUCUGCUGGUGGCUGCAGGAGCUGCUCUAGAGGAGCAGGACUGGACCCAGGUCUUUGUCUCUGACAGCCCACAGCUGCUGCAGCUCAUCCUUCAGCAUCAACGCUUCCCACGGCUCGAGUCUCCAACCGUAGCGUGCUCUGGAAGGAGAACGCUGACGCCGCAGGAGCUGAGGCGCAUGCUGAGUGCGGCUCGCAGCUGCAGCGGUUCUGCCUGCCUCUGGCUGCCGGUGCUGCUGAGCUCCGGGCUGGAGCCGUCCUUCCUGCUUCAGCCUCGCUUGUUUCAGGAGGCGGACAGCGAGGUGCUGAACCAUCUGCUGGAGUUUGUGAACUGGGCCACCUUGCCUCCUCCUCUUAGGCUCAUUCUGGACCAAAGGCGGGCAGGAAGGAGCUGGGAGCCACGUGCACAUUUCCACUCCCUCCCCCCCCUCUCUCACAUCUGCCGGCUGCGGAUCAGAGAAGUUCUAGGACCAGAUCUUCUGAUGAGGUCCGGCGCCGUCCAGCAGCUACCUGUCCCCCCCCUGCUUCAUGACUUUCUGCAGUUCAGGGACAUCCCAGAAGCUCUUCACAGGCCCCCACUUCCAUCGUGAUGCAGCAGCAGAUCAAGCAGCCCUGAAUGAUUGGUGUUCCUCCUCCUGUGUUCAGGUGUUGGGUCAGCAUGAGGAAACAAAGUGUGUCUGUGUGCAAUCUCUGGUGAGAAGACAACUGCAGAAGCUGCAGGACUGGAUGAGUCGUUGGAACGUUUGUGUGAUUUCCAUCCAAGGAGAGUAGAAGAACGUCCACACUUUCAAUAAUAAAAAGAAAAUCUUACAAAUGAAUAAAAAGAAAACGAACUGUUGUUAUUCUGUAUGCUGUUUUGUUUACCAGAUCUUUUCAGAGUAAAAUGACCAAAAAGGA